GGCUGCGGAUAAAGGAGACCAAGGAGGUUUAUGAAGGUGAAGUCACAGAGCUGACUCCAUGUGAGACAGAGAACCCCAUGGGAGGGUACGGCAAAACCAUUAGCCAUGUGAUCAUAGGACUUAAAACGGCCAAAGGAACCAAACAGUUGAAACUGGACCCCAGCAUUUUUGAAAGUUUGCAGAAAGAGCGAGUAGAGGCUGGAGAUGUGAUCUACAUUGAAGCCAACAGUGGGGCCGUGAAGAGGCAGGGCAGGUGUGAUACCUACGCCACAGAAUUCGACCUUGAAGCUGAAGAGUAUGUCCCCUUGCCAAAGGGGGAUGUGCACAAGAAGAAAGAAAUCAUCCAGGAUGUGACCUUGCACGACUUGGAUGUGGCCAACGCACGGCCCCAGGGGGGACAAGACAUCCUGUCUAUGAUGGGCCAGUUAAUGAAACCGAAGAAGACAGAAAUCACAGACAAACUUCGAGGGGAGAUUAACAAGGUAGUGAAUAAGUACAUUGAUCAGGGCAUUGCUGAGCUGGUUCCAGGCGUGCUCUUUGUUGAUGAAGUCCACAUGCUGGACAUCGAGUGCUUCACCUACCUGCACCGGGCCUUGGAAUCUUCUAUCGCCCCCAUCGUCAUCUUUGCAUCCAACCGAGGCAACUGUGUCAUCAGGGGUACUGAAGACAUCACCUCUCCUCAUGGCAUCCCUCUUGACCUUCUGGACCGCGUGAUGAUCAUCCGGACCAUGCUGUAUACCCCACAGGAAAUGAAACAGAUCAUUAAAAUCCGAGCCCAGACAGAAGGAAUCAACAUCAGUGAGGAGGCGCUGAACCACCUGGGGGAGAUCGGUACCAAGACAACUCUGAGGUACUCGGUGCAGCUGCUGACCCCAGCCAACUUGCUGGCUAAGAUCAAUGGGAAGGACAGUAUCGAGAAAGAGCACGUCGAGGAAAUCAGUGAGCUCUUCUACGAUGCCAAGUCCUCGGCCAAAAUCCUGGCUGACCAGCAGGAUAAGUACAUGAAGUGAAGACAGCUGAGGUGUUCCGGAGAGACUCCGGGCGUGCCUGGCUGGGUGCCGCCUGCGAGCAGGAGGCUCCCCCUGCGCUUUGGGCUCUGUCCCCUCCGGCCACGGCGGUCAGCACCAGCUCAGUGUGGAAAGUGUUGCUUUUUAAAUUACCGUAACUUCUCCUGCGGUUGCUUUGAAGGAACCCUGCCUCACCUGGCAUGUUUUCUAAUAAAUCCUUGUAGGUUAUUUUGAUGACCUGUCUCUCUCUCUUGAUUUUUUUAAAAAUAAAUUUU
Molecule: messenger RNA, 1282 nt
Organism: Leptonychotes weddellii (Weddell seal)
Lineage: Eukaryota; Metazoa; Chordata; Mammalia; Carnivora; Phocidae
Source: RefSeq, a predicted model, not a curated record